CUUGAUCUAUCUCAGAAGUGAAUGGUCUCGUUGGCCGUGGCCCUCAAAGAAAUUGUACAAUAAAAUGGAAAUUCUUUUGCUCAGUGGCUUUAGCUUUCUUUCUCUCCGUCCAUCUCUUAAUAGCUGGGCAUUAUCAUUUCCUCGUAUAAUAAGGAAUACCAUGUCAUCUCUUGAAGAGUUUUCCCCUAGGAAGUGAAAAAAAAUGGGAUUUUGGGUUUUCAUUAUUCCUCAUAGUAACGCAUAACGUAAGCUUUUGUUUGAUGCAAAAUCAUCUAUGUAUUGAAGCUAUGGUAAAAACUAAGCUGCACCCUUCUUAUUCCAACCUCAUUUGAGAGUAGUAAAAACCUACAAUUCCUAAUUAGAUAGGGUAUUUCCUGUUUAUCUAAUUGUGAAAGCCCUAUGUCCUGUGAGUUUUAAGGGAAUAAACAAUGGGGUAUGAUUUGUUGAGGUGUUGAAGAUAAGUGCUUAAUAUCUUUUUAGAUAUUUGAUAUCUAGUAAUAAGCUUUUGGCAUAUUUAUGAUACUGGUAUCAACUAUGAUCAAUAUUGGGUUCCUCUUUUAGUGGGACUUCUGAUGCCUAGGUCAUCCUUAUUUUGUUUCUACCAUGAAUUUCCUUUUGGCUAGAGAAGAUGCAGAGAAGCAUGCAGAUACUAAAUCAUGCUUCUAUUGCAACAAAGUAUUCAACAACUAUCGAGCUCUAGUUGGCCACCUUAGGAUUCAUCAGGAGGAUAAGACAUUGAGGACCUUGAAUUAUCCUGGUCAUUCCAGUAAUUCCAUGGACAUUACUAGGAACCCUCCUGCAUCCCCACCAAACUGCCAACUGAACCCCAUGGCUGGCGGGAACAGGCCGACACCAUUCACUAGAGCACCCCCUCCAUUUGACUUCUCUAGGAUGUUCUGCUCAAAUGAAACAAACCAAGCAAGGAGCAAAUUCACUGGCGGCAACCCUGGAGUUGCCCAAACUCAGAUUAUCAUGUCUCCAGACUAUUCAUAUGGCUGCGGUAUUGGUGCAACUUAUCACCAUAACAUUUUGGCUUCAAGAGCAUUUGCUCCAGCUGGUCUCAAUGCAGCCAUAUCUUCUGCUGCAUUUGCUUCAUCUGGUAGUGUUGUAGCUACUGGCUUUUCAAUAGAUUCUUCAUAUUUGGGCUCAAAUGGAGUUUGUCAGUUUAAUACUGAUGAAUUUCAAAUUAGCCGGGAUGGUUUACCACUAACUUCUGGAGAUGCCUUGCAGAACGUUCAAGGUUAUAAUCUUGGUCCUCCUCCAUGCUCAAUCCUGGAUAAGGAAGGUAAGAGGCCCUAUGUAGCUGACGAAUCAUGGAAUGCUGAAAUAAUGAAUGUAUCAAAAAAACCUAAGAUUGCCCCUAAUGCUCAGGUGGAACCUGAGAAUCUUGAGAAAAAAGAGCUAUCACUUUUCAUGGAUGCUGAUGAUUCAAUUCCUGCAUCCAAAGCUUGUUUUGUUGCUGAAGAGGAAGGUCCAGAAGAUGUAGAUUUGUCUCUGCGUCUGUAGUCUUGUUUUUCUCUCUAAAAUAAAUAAAUAAUAGUAGACGAACAAAGGAAUGGUGUCUCUUUCCCUCCCCACCCCGCUACAAAAAAAAAAAAAAAAAAAAGAAGAAAAAUAUGUAAUGUUGUUAUGUACUGCUGAACUAUUCACAGGUGCAUAGUCAGUUUGGGUAAAUUUUAUAAAGUCAUCUAUUAUGAAAUCUCUUGUGGAUUGUGAAGUU
Messenger RNA from Durio zibethinus, 1720 nucleotides. The record is from RefSeq and is a predicted model, not a curated record. Lineage: Eukaryota; Viridiplantae; Streptophyta; Magnoliopsida; Malvales; Malvaceae.